GGGAGUCCCGUUGAACUUCCAAGACUGUGAAUCAAUCACGGGCUCGCGCGCGCGGUGGACGCGUUCGUCAGUCAUCUCCAGUUCACGCUCAAACUGAGGCCGUGACGUCAUCGCAGCGAGGGUCUCCGGAUCUCAGGUGUAUCCCGGAGCUGUCUAUCCCUCCAGCAGUGUGUCGUCAGAUCAUAUCAGGAAUAACGCGGCGGAACGCGCGUCUCCAGCGACAUGGGAAAGACCCGGGCGCUGAUCCUGCUGUGGGCCGCUGUCGGUUUAUGCGACAGCAGGUCGGUGAUGGUGUCCGGGGGCCCCCUGCUCCGGGUCGAGGGCCAGCCGCUGUCCAUUCACUGUGAUGUAUCGGAGUACCAGGGCCCGAGAGAGCAGGAUUUUGAAUGGACUAUAACACGAGGGACAGAAACCAUCAAUGUGAUCUCAACGUUUGAUGAUCGUUUCACAGACCACUCUCUUCUGGACCGCAUAUGGAGCAACGACAUUAGUGUGUCACGACUAGCAGACAACGCCGUUGAACUAAGAAUUCAGGAGGCUCGAGUUAGUGACAGCGCCAUCUACCGCUGCAGUACUCCGAGCACAGACUCGGUCAUUAGUGGAAACUAUGAAGCAGACGUCCAGCUGCAAGUUGUUCCCAGCAGUCUGAUUGUGGCUCCUGAUGUCCCAAACCCUGUGGUUCAUGAGGGCGGAUCUAUCAGACUCCAGUGCAACGUCUCCCGCAACUUCAUCGAAGGAAUUUACCUGUCUCUUACAUGGUCGGUUAAGAGAGGCUCAUCUCUGCUAGAGGACCUGCUGACCUUUGGUCCAGAUUUUGGUGUGACAGUUGGUGAUGACUACAUGCUGCGCUACACAGAUGGAGGGAUGCGUCUAGAAAUGGGAAACGGCGUCUCGCACAGUCUCAUACUCUCCGGAGCAACGCCAGCUGAUCAGGGCAUGUAUGUGUGUACAGCCAAAUUGUGGACAAGAGAGCAGAGAAACUGGAACCGCAUUCAGGAGAAGACAAUGGAGAUAGGAGAAGUGACUGUCACCCCUACAGCGAACUCCCUCAUCGUUCAGGUUCAGGAUAACACCACAUUAUCCACAGGAGAAACGCUGCUCCUCACCUGUUCUGUUUCUGCUGAAGACUCUGUUGAACUGGAGGUGAUGUGGCUGAUGAAUGCUACCCUUGUUCUGGCCCAUCUGAGUCAUGACGGCGUGUUGACCAACACAUCUGAUGCCGUGGACAUGAGACGAUUGGGAAAGUGGGAUUUCCAGAUCAAGGUUCACGAAGUGGAGAUGUCUGAUGCGGGAUUAUAUGCAUGCAAAGUGAGCGCAUGGGUUCAGCGUGAUGGUGGACAUUGGUACCGGGUCGCGGAGAAGAUUUCAGACCCCAUACACGUUCAUGUUAUAAAGCAAAAUCCAGACUACACUGUUGUUCUGAGUUCAUCUUUGAAUGCAAAGUUCUCUGGUGACCCGAUGGAGUUGGAAUGCAAAGCCACAAACAUGUCAAACCUUCUUAGUGGACGACUGGGAGUGUUGUGGCUGUACAGAGACGUUCCACCUGGUGCCGUGCCAGGUUCUACUCACACCAUCGUGUCACUGGAUGAGAAUGGGAUCCUUGUGCCAGGCAAGACGUACAAGAGCCGUGUGGAGGCGGGGUUUAUUACAUUGACUCGAAUGGAACCUUACACAUUCAAGCUCCGCCUCUUUCGCACCACGGAUGCUGACGCUGGUGAAUACAUGUGUGCCAUAAUGGCAUGGGUACCAUCUCAACAUGGGAAUUGGAAAAAGGUAGCUGAGUAUGUGACCCCAGCACUUGAAGUCAGCUUUGCAAACAAGCGUCCUGUUCUCGGUGUCGUGGCCCGGCGACUCCGUGAAGCCACGGCUGCUGGCUCCACGUUUGAGAUGAGCUGCCAGGUCAACAUCCAGAAUCUCCCACCGGGAACUGCCUUCUCAAUCCUCAUCUUGUAUGAGGUGGCCAUCGGGUCACCCAGCCGAAAACUGGCCUCUCUGGGCCCUGAGAUGGUUCUUCAGCUGGAGGACUGGGGUGAGCCAGGCCGAAAGGACAGCCUGAUGCUGGUGAAGACCGGUAAAAGGGAGUUCCAGUUCCGGAUCCAGGCGGUGCAGGUAACCGAUCGUGGGUUCUAUUCGUGUGAAAUGAAAGCUUGGACGAAGCAGCCCGGGGAAGACUGGAUUGAGAUGGCCAAAGGAGUGUCCAAUAAGGUUCAGAUCGCUUUUGCACACAAAGGUCCCACAUUUGAUUUGUCCAUCAGUUCAGACUUAACGAGUGUUUUCCCCUGGGAAACUGUGAAGAUGGAGUGUGACGUCAGUGUUACUGGCACGUCUCCCACUGCAGAUGAUGUAGCGUACGAGAUGAAGUGGUUUCUGAAUCGUCUGAGGGGCUCAAACAGCACGUCCCUGCAAGCCAGUAUGGACCGAUGGGGCAUCGUGCACAAGGCCCCUCGCAACGACAGCAGUGACUGCAGCCUGGAGCGCCUGGGACCCAGAAGAUUUGCCCUUAACAUCCACAGCACACAGGACAGUGACGCAGGAGGCUAUUUCUGCAUUGCAACCCCCUGGUUCCGGUCGACCACUAGUGGGGUCUGGAGCAAAGCACCGGAGGUCACCUCACAAAGAGUCUUCCUCAAUGUUAAGUUUGCAUUGUGGGACUCAUUGAAGCUGCCUUUGCUUUAUGGGAUCUGUGCUUCGGUGACUGUAGGCAUUGCUUCUCUCGUCCUGGGCCUAGUCUGCGCUCACUGCUGCUGUAAAACCACGACACCUACUCCACGCGCUCACAACAAACUCAUGGAGCUGGAGAUAGAUUGACAAAGACAGAACAGUUGUCCCCUGCCGACCUGGACGGCGUGUUGACAACUGAUGGAUGCUGGGACGUGUCCUGUGAAGCUACAUUCUCAGAGGAAAUAACUACUGAAUCAGAGUCAACGGCCACAGAAUCACUCAAAUAUUGCACUAAACACAUUCUCGUAUCAGCCAGGUGAACAUAUGGUUGGAUUUAUGAACCUUCUGCCAUUAAAAACAAAACGUUUCUUUUGCGCUCUGAUUAAAUACUUGACAAGAACAUGCUGAUUUUGACAUAUCAACAGAAGGAUUAUAUUGCUCAAGCUCCAAAGAGACCAUCUGCUUCCAGAUCAGGGUUUUAAAGACACUCAUUUCUACCGUGAUUCUUCUGAGUCUGGUGCUCUCUCUUUUUGCAAAACAUGGGAGGAGCUGAACCCAUGCCACAAUGUGAAAGACGACAUUUUAUCUUUGAUUCUGUGACAUUUUGUGUUGUAAUGUAUGUACCAUUCAGCUUUGUUCUCCAGAGUUUACCAGCUCUGACUAACCCACCCUCUAAAAGCUAACUAGUCAACCAUUAUCAACUGGGAUAACUGAAAUGCGACAGGGGCAGUCACACUAGAUUUUAAACAUGAAUUUAAAUAUAUGAUGCUUUCUUAAAUAAGUAGUAUUUUUUAAAUAAAUAACACAUUUCUAAUGUUAUAAUAUAUAAUCUCCUGUUUCCAUGUAUUGGGCUGACACAUAUGUUUAGCUAGCUAGCAACACCCUAGCAACCACAUCACACUGGAACAACCAUCUAAAACUCCUUCACAACUGUUUAGAAACAUCCUAGGAAUUGAUUAGCAACUCCAUAGCAAUAAAUUAAAAGGGUCACGAACUGCCUUUUUAUUAUUUUGUACUGUUCACUGAGGUCCACUUAUAAUGUUUUCAAGAUUUUCGUCAUAAAUGUUCCUUAUUGGUAAAAGUAUUUUGUAAACCAACCCUCCUAACUAGAACUUUGGUACAGAGAGAUAGUUGAAAGUCCCAUGCACAAUUCUUGCACACCCCACAUUCACAUGAAAGCAGUUUGGCUGAUGAAAUAUCGACUCAUUGACUCCUACAGAUGGGUCAGUUUGAGUCACGUGGAGGUCAGCGAUUGCUUAGGUUGAAUCUGUGUCUUGGACCUGGUCUUGAAGCUCUGCUAACAGCUUGGCCCACAGUUCUGCACCUCCACCUGCGACUCACGGAGCAAGUAGAGCUAACACUCAUUGCUGUGUAUUAGGGCCAUGAGACCCCCAGAACAAGUACUUUCCUCUUUAGUGACAAAUCAAGGACAUUGGUCGACCUUUGUCUGCUUCUGAGGGACUUUGUCUUCACCCCUAAAGCUAUCGGCUAACAGCUCCUGCUGAGUCUCCAACAUAUAGCUAGUAGAAAUUCACAGUGUUUGUGCUCUGCAAACAUUCUAGUUUGGGUUUGUUUUCAACCUCUUUUCCUCAGUAUUAAACUUCUGUCACUAAUUCAGUCCAAGACUUUGUUCUCUAGAUCUAUUCAGCCUUGAGAGUGCUUCGGUAUUUAUUAUUUCGGUUUUGUAAACUUCAUACUUUCUAGGAAAAUUAAGAUUGAGAUUCGAAACUUCUUUUGACAUUGUUCACUAUUUAAAAUGACUGUGUUGAUGUCAUCAUACAAUUGUUCUUCGGACCUGCUUUUAUUUGCAUACAGAAUUACGAUUGGUGUUUGAUUGUGCCAUUGACUGGGUUGUUGAAUUAAAGAUUUAGUGACAUGGUUAA
Messenger RNA from Carassius gibelio (silver crucian carp), 4544 nucleotides. Its product is annotated as prostaglandin F2 receptor negative regulator. The transcript is spliced from 9 exons. NCBI's taxonomy places the organism in Eukaryota, Metazoa, Chordata, Actinopteri, Cypriniformes, Cyprinidae. The coding region runs from base 223 to 2808 and encodes 861 amino acids. The record is from RefSeq and is a predicted model, not a curated record.